GAUUGUUAUUACUGAGCCGUGGCCUGUCUUUGUUUACUCAAUCGCCUACUCCCACUGUAGCAUGCCUCUUGACGGGCGCUGAAGACACGAUGCUCUACUCCUACCCCGAGGCUGCCCGCGAGCGUGACCUCCAUCGAUACUACCGCCCAUGGCUCAACGCGCAGAGCCUCGUCGACGCCGACGGCAGCGGCUCCAAGGGACUGACGUAUGAGGGCUACCGGCCGCAGACGUCGCGCGACCGGUCGUUGACGGCCUUUGCCCAGCUCGCAGCCCUGCGCCUGGACACGCGCCGGGCCAUGGUGUCGCUGAUCGACUCGAACCGGCAGUACAUUCUGGCAGAGGCCACACGCACCCUCGCCCUGUGCUCCCCCACGGCCGAGCGCCCCGAGGACGAGGUCUGGCUGGGCAAUGCCAUCCUCAACAAGACCGAUGCCGUGUGCUACCACACCUUCUCCGCCACCUACACUGCCACGGAAACGAAUGGCGACACCAUCACCGCCGACUGCAUGGUCAUCCCCGACUGCCGCCUGGACCCCCGCUUUGCCGACAAAGACUAUGUCAAAGGCGAGCCUGGGGUGCGGUUCUACGCAGGUGUGCCCAUCACCACCAAAGCCGGAAACCGCAUCGGCGUGUAUGCCGUGUCAGACGAGAAGCCUCGUGCGGGGCUCACCGCGGCCGAGAUGCGCUUCAUGCAGGACGUGGCGGCAGCAGUCAUGGAGCACCUCGAACUGGCCAAAGACCGUGACGACCGCACCAAGGGCGAGCGAAUGGUCCGCGGACUGACGCAGUUCAUCGAGCGUUCGACUACGCAGGACAGCCGCGACGACGGCAACCGCCCGCCAACCACAAUGGAGAAACAGACGGAAAAUGCACGUCUCGAAACGCUCGAAGAGGAAGGACCCGCUGCUACCGUGCUCACCGCGGCCAGCAGGCAGGCCCACCACAAGCACGAGGCCCUGUCAGAUGUGGCUCGUGUCUUCCACCGCGCUGCGCGUAUCAUGCGCCAGAGCACCGACGCCGAUGGAGUCGUCUUUUUCGAUACUUCUGCAGCAGGCAUCAAGCGUCACGAGUACGACGAUAACAGGUCACCCGGUACCAGCGACGAAGACCCCGCCCACACCACGACGGACUUUGAGACGGGCGACUCAACCGCCACCUCACGGAGGAGAAAGCGACAGGACGUCCACUUUGACCCGACAGCUCACCUUCAUACACACAGUAAGGCAUGCCCUGUAGCUGGCCUAUCCUUGCGCGAAGGAACCGCGGCCAGGGUCCACACUGAUUUUGCCUUCACUGAAGCCGCCAUGGAGCGAUACAUCCACCGUUAUCCGUGUGGAAAGUUCUUCAACUACAGUGACGAGGGUGUGGGCUUCAACUCGUCUGAUGAAAAGUCGCAGACCUCAGAGACGGACCACUCAGACCCCACCAAGCGUGAACCAACAGCGACACCCAAGAGGAGGAAAAGGAAGGAGAGAUUCAUCCCCACAGAAUUUCUCAAAGUCUUGCCCAAUGUCCGUACGCUGAUCUUUCUGCCCCUGUGGGACCCUGCCUCGGAACGAUGGGUUGCUGGAGGCUUCAUCUGGACCACACAAGCGGGGAGAUUGAUGAGCCCUGAAAAUGAGCUCCCCUACCUCCAAGCUUUUGGUAACAGCAUCACCAGCGAAGUGGCGCGCCUGAGUGCUCAAAAGUCGGAUCGUGCGAAAACCACAUUCAUCGCUUCCAUAUCUCAUGAGUUACGCUCUCCACUUCAUGGGAUACUUGGUUCGGUCGAGUUUCUUCGAGACACGGUCUCUUCAGCCUACCAGGAGUCGCUCGUCUCGUCUAUUGAGAUCUGCGGCAAAACCCUGCUCGACACCAUCGAUCACGUUCUUGAUUACGCCAAGAUCAACAAGCUGCGGAACACAACACCAAGACGGAAACAGCGCGGCGAGGGCCGAAGCAAGAGAUCGCCAGCUGACAAUUCAAUACUGGGUGUCACUGCCGACUUUGAUCUUGCUCAGCUGGUUGAAGAAGUGUGCGACACCGUGUGCGCUGGUCAUACGUUUCGAAAGACGCGCAACAGUCAUACAGGUGGUAUUUACGACCAAGCCGAGCAGACCUAUUCCAAUGUUAUGGGAGGAGAGGAGGAUGAACAGAAAAAGAACGGCGCUGUUUUGGAAGGCAGAGACACCCACGGCUCGGUGAUUGUGUCGUUGAUUGUGGCUCCCAAUGUCAAUUGGAUUGUCCGCUCUCAGCCAGGCGCGUUGCGACGGAUCGUCAUGAACCUGCUCGGGAACGCUCUCAAAUACACCGACUCGGGAUUCAUCGCCGUCUCCAUGACACAAUCCAGCAGCGGUCCCCAGCUGAUUGACUUUUCUCUAACAGUAGAAGACUCGGGCCGUGGAAUGUCUGCCGAGUACCAAAAGUCGAAAUUGUUCGCCCCGUUUUCACAAGAAGAUCCAUUCUCGUCUGGAACCGGCCUCGGUCUCAGUAUUGUCAAGCAGAUUGUGGAAUCUUUCAAGGGUGACAUCGAAGUCAAGAGCACAGUCCAUGUCGGCUCUCAAAUCAAGGUCUCGAUGCGACUUCCCAGCGGGCAGACCGAAGACGUGAAGCAGACUCAUGCUCUUCUUCCCGCCUCCAACAAGCUACGCGAAACAUCAGUCUGUAUCAGUUGUGAACCAGACACCCGAGGCGGUGAACGUGGCGUCAAAACGAAGGAGUCGAUGCAUAAAGCCUGCCAGGGAUUCGGAAUGAAGAUUGCUCAAGGCCCCAGCCCAUCGAUCGCUGAUGUCGACUUUUUGCUAACCGACUCGCCCUCGCUCGACCAGCUACUGCGGGAACCCGGGGCGAGCCGCGUCGACAAGCCACUGCUUUGCGUGGUGUGCAUCUGCACCGACACGGCGGAGAAGACGGCGGUAGAGCAGCGUCUCGGUCCGCAGAUCAGCGCGCUGGGCUGGAUAGCAGAGAUUGUCACGCAGCCAUGCGGCCCGCGCAAACUCGCCCGCCUCCUCCUCGCCUGCCGCAAACGCGCCUCAACCCAAGAAACCGAACGCCACCUCACCCGCUCAAAAAGCACCUUCGCCGUCCCACGACACCAAUCCCUCGCUCCACCAACAACCCUCAUCCACCGCAGCCUAAGCGACAUCCUGCAAAAGCCCUCCCCUCCCGCACUUCCCCCCACCUCCCAGACAGAAUACUUCCCCCCCCGCGUCCUCCUCGUAGACGACAACGCAAUCAACUUAAAACUCCUCGUCGUCUUCGCCCAGCGCCAAUCCCUCCGCUACGAACAAGCCUCAAACGGCCUCGACGCGCUGGAUAUUUUCAAGCGCGAAGCCCUAGUCACCUCGCCCCCGACUAGGCCGUUCGAUUACGUGCUCAUGGAUCUUAGUAUGCCGGUUAUGGAUGGGUUGACUAGUACGAGGGGGAUUCGCGCGUUUGAGGGGAAGAUGGGGUUGCAGAGAAGUCAGAUUGUUGCACUGACGGGACUGGCGAGCGCGCAGGAUCAGAGGGAUGCGGGGGAGGCGGGGGUGGAUCUUUAUCUUGUUAAGCCGGUGAAGUUUGCGGAUAUUAGGAGGGUGUUUGGGGCGCGGUAGGAGAGGGCUGUUGGUGGUUUUGGGGCGUGGAGAUGGUGGGAGCGUUUUGCAUUGUGGGGAAUCUUUCUUUGUUUUUGGGGGUUUGGGAGGGUGUUUUGGGUUGGGGGUUGCAUAGCGUGGCGUAGCAUUGUCUUAUACCGUUUUGUACUAGC
This is a messenger RNA of Dothidotthia symphoricarpi CBS 119687, 3724 nucleotides long. RefSeq lists its product as uncharacterized. NCBI's taxonomy places the organism in Eukaryota, Fungi, Ascomycota, Dothideomycetes, Pleosporales, Dothidotthiaceae. The record is from RefSeq and is a predicted model, not a curated record. Gene Ontology annotation, molecular function: phosphorelay sensor kinase activity; histidine phosphotransfer kinase activity; protein binding. Bases 90 to 3572 code for a protein of 1160 amino acids. Gene Ontology annotation, biological process: phosphorelay signal transduction system; protein autophosphorylation. The transcript is spliced from 4 exons.